Topomyia yanbarensis is the source of this 2416-nucleotide messenger RNA. It is a transcript of the gene klhl10, whose product is annotated as kelch-like protein 10. The coding region runs from base 338 to 2416 and encodes 692 amino acids. Gene Ontology annotation, molecular function: protein binding. The record is from RefSeq and is a predicted model, not a curated record. Lineage: Eukaryota; Metazoa; Arthropoda; Insecta; Diptera; Culicidae. The transcript is spliced from 4 exons.
CUGCUUACAUAUAUGCGAGCAGUGGCUGUAGCAUUCUUUUUUGAACGAGUUACUCGAAAUGUAAUCAAAAACACGGAAACACUUUCAAAAACAAAAAAGGACGAAGUAGCCGUUGCAUUUGAGUAACCGUGUUUUCUGCUAAUCUGACAGAAGCAUCGCAUUCAGCUGUCCAUUGCGUUCAUAUCUUUUAUUUUAUAAACCGUUUCGAAAACCGCCAAUCCGCGAGCAAUAACUUCAGUGCCCUUUGCUAUUAAAACCUGUUUCGGAACUUUUCGCUGUUUAUAUUUUCGGAAAAUCGCACAUUACUUUCGACAGCAUAGUUUGUAGUACAAGUACAAUGCAAAAUUGCGAGGUGGAAGACGACCUGCAGUCAUCGAGUGCUGUACCCAAGCGUUGUAUCAGCUACGUAGCGAUGAAGGCCCUGCACGAAAUGCAACUGAGCAAUACGCUGUGCGAUGCCACCAUCUCCCAGGAUGAGUUCACCUUCCGGGUACAUCGAGCGAUUCUGAGCUCGUGCAGUGACUACUUCCGGACGCUGUUCACCACUUCGGUGCCCAGUGAGAAGAAUCACAUAUCGGUUGCGGGUAUUCGAGGGACCAUCAUGGAACGGAUCAUACGCUACGCUUAUCUGAGGGAGUGUGAUAUCUGCGAAGAGGACAUGUUCGAAAUGUACGCCGCGGCGGACUAUCUCGGGAUGGCCAGUUUGCAGGAGCGGUGUGUCCAGUACAUUAAAAGUGUUUUGCGGACGGAAAACUGUGUGGUGAUCAUGCUGUAUGGUAGGCAACGGGGGUGUCCCCCGCUGUACGAGUUUGCUAGAUCGCAUGUGAUGAAGAAUUUCGUGGAAGUGUCGAAACGGUGUGAAGAUUUGAUGAAGUUGACUGUGGAUGAUCUGUACAGCAUACUGAGCGAUGAGCUGCUGAACGUGAAGGACGAGGAACCGGUUUGGGAGUGUUGCGUACGAUGGAUACAGUUUGAUGAAACAAACAGGGCACAGUUCGUAACUCGGUUGAUGCGGGCCGUCCGGUUGGGUUUGCUGCGAACGCAGUAUUUUCUGGAAAUGGUCAAAGAAAACCGAUUCGUGGUCGCUUGUGAAGAUACGAAACCGCUCAUCAUCGAAACGCUGACAUUCCUUUACGACUUGGACAUGGUAAAUACCAAACGGAGUCAAAUCAAAACGCCAUCGCUGGCACUGCCUCGACUGCCAUAUGACAUUAUUUUCACCUUCGGUGGCUGGAGCGAAGGUUUACCACAGUCGAUCAUCGAAACCUACGACACCCGAGCGGAUCGGUGGGUCAAAAUAGAAACCGAAAAUCGUACAGAAGCUCGAGCUUACUACGGUACAGCCGUUAUCGGUCACAUGGUUUACUGCAUCGGAGGCUACGACGGGGUCGAACAUUUCAACACCUGUCGGAGGUUUGACAGCGUGGAAAAAGUCUGGACGGAUAUCGCGCCGAUGCAUUGUCGACGAUGUUAUGUAAGUGUGGUGGAACUGGAUGGUGAGCUCUAUGCCAUGGGUGGAUACGACGGGCAUAAUCGGCAGAAUACGGCCGAGGUGUAUAAUCCGCGAACGAAUCAGUGGACCAUGAUCGCUCCGAUGCAUCAUCUGCGUUCGGAUGCCGAUGCGUGCGUCAUGGAGGGAAAAAUCUACAUCACCGGCGGAUUUAAUGGGCAGGAGUGUAUGAACUCAGCGGAGCGGUACGAUCCCACCGAAAACACUUGGACCUUACUACCGAACAUGCUGUGCCGACGCUCGGGCGUUUCGUGUAUCGGCCAUAAGGGAACCGUCAACGCGAUCGGAGGUUUCAACGGUUUGCUUCGGUUGAACAGCUGCGAGCGGUACGAUCCGAUCACGCAUCGAUGGCAGGCCUUUAGGGAGAUGUAUCAUCAGCGUAGCAACUUUGGGGUUGAGGUCAUCGACGAUAUGAUUUUUGCCAUCGGGGGCUAUGAUGGGGUCAGCGCAAUUUCCCACACCGAGUGCUACGUGUUGGAAACCAACGAAUGGCUGGAAGCAUCCGAUCUCAACCUGACGCGUUCGGCAUUCAAAGCCGUCGUCCUCUCGGGACUUCCGAACGUGCGCGAUUACAUCCACAAAGAUAGGGGCAAUCUGAUGGCCGAAAGAAGACAAAAAUUUCUCAGUGCGGAACAAGAAGGGGACUACAUCCUGUCCGAAUCGAGCAGUGCCAUCAACGAGUCAACCGCCUUCGGCCUCAGUAACAGCAGCAGCAACAGCAACCCCAGCAGUAAGUCAAUCAAACGGGUGACGGACGCACGGUGUGUUCAAAGUUUUAAGCCUACGAUGACGCCGCCGCCGCCGUUCAAAAAACCUCAGAAGCCCGAUCGGGGACAGAUCGUUAUCCUGUACUGGGUUGUUGUUGUUGUUGUCGCGAUACAUGCGUUGAUUGUCGGGCUCGGUUAA